GAGUGCGCAUGACGUCCACAAAGCUGUCAAAUUUUGUUUGUUUUAUUCUUUAUUCGCAUUUUUCUAUCGUAGUUUAAUAUCCGCCACAGUUUCAAAUGUUUUCUCGAAACUUAUGUUAAAUCGGUUAAAUCUUAAUUAUUGAUUCUUUCUACCAAUCGUUCUCAUAGCCUGGGACGACAAAAAUGUCCGUGUCCCGCAUCAAAGCUUUGGUGGAAAACUACACCAAGGUCUGCCGCUUUUGUUUAACGAUGAACCCGACGGCGGAACUGGCGCCUCUUUUUGAUCGAAUCGUCGGCAAAACGGACAUCAUCACAAUCAACGCCACCGUCCGGGGAGUACUCACCACGCUCGGGAUUCAGAUCGCUCAGAACGAUGCUUACCCCAAUCGGAUUUGCGGCAAUUGCCGGGAUUUGCUGCAUUCCGUUCAGCACUUCCAGGAAACGACUAGGAAAUCUAUUCAAUUGUUGGAUCAAGCUCGGUUGCUGAAAGAGUUUCCCAAUGCGAGGUUUGACGACGAUGCCGAUCCUGUCUCGAUGGUCGUGAAAGAAGACUACCAAAUCGAAGAACCUGUCCUGGAAGUGGCCUACGAGGAACUGGUUGUUUCGCAAAAAGAAGAAUGUGAAACAGUGGUGGAAGAUGUUAAACCACCUGAUCUUGAACAGCGAGAGGAACCGUCGAUGCCAGUUGAGGAAAGUGAGGCAAAACCUGAUCCGGAAUACACGGAUAUGGAAUGGGUGAUGUUGGAUGACGGAGGUGAAACAGAAUCUCAUCAGGAAGAUAUUUACGUAGAUGAGGAGUAUAUCGUUGAAGACGAGGAAGAACAAACUUCGGAGAUUCCAAUGGCGCCAGCGAUACCACCGGAAAAAUCCGAAGAGGAAGAAGCAUCAGCAGAGGAAAGCAUGAAGGAGCCAUAUGUGAAAAGUCCUCGGAUGUGUCCCAUCUGCGGGGCCACCUCCACGGCCAUGAAGGUUCACAUGAGAACGCACACGCAGGUACGACCCUUCAAGUGCGAACAAUGCGAAAGAAAAUUCUACACCAACGCCAAACUUCGGUCGCACGUGGAAUCCGUCCACAUAGGGGAGCGAAAGUAUUCCUGCGAAAUCUGCGGCAAAGCAUUCGUCCUGAGGAAAACCCUAAACGCUCACAUUCUUUCGCACGCGACUGAGAAGGAUUACAUCUGUUCGAUUUGCUCCAAGGGUUUCCUCUUCCGGUGGGCCCUGGUCAAGCACGAACGGGUUCACACGGGGGAAAAGCCGUACUUGUGCGAUCUGGACGGUUGUGGGAAACGGUUCGCCACGUCUUCCAACCUUAAGCAGCAUCAAAAGACCAACACGCACUGUAAAAACCCGCGGGAAGAUGUUUGCGAGCAUUGUAACAAGACGUUCCAGAGCAAGUACGCCCUGAGGGUACAUCUCAAGACGCAUGAAGUGAAGGCAGGCGCGACGAGUGAAGCGAAAGGGUAGGUGUAACUGUGGAAUAGAACACAAUUAAGAUUG
Messenger RNA from Aedes albopictus (Asian tiger mosquito), 1496 nucleotides. Its product is annotated as zinc finger protein 79. Lineage: Eukaryota; Metazoa; Arthropoda; Insecta; Diptera; Culicidae. The transcript is spliced from 2 exons. Gene Ontology annotation, molecular function: zinc ion binding. Gene Ontology annotation, cellular component: nucleus. The coding region runs from base 183 to 1463 and encodes 426 amino acids. The record is from RefSeq and is a predicted model, not a curated record.